UUUGGCUCUAUUGAACAAAUUUUCUUUUUUAUUUCGUCAGAAUUUAAAAUUCUUUUUACUUUUUCAUUUUUUAAAGUUGAAUUUCUACUUGUUGGUCCAAUAUAAAAACUACAUUGAUUAGUCCACGCGGGGCAUUGGCACCUUUCUCCACAGUAUCCCGCUUUAUCUUUUCUUAUUCUUAAAUGGCCUGUACCACAAUCAAUAUUUUGCCAACAAAGUAGACCCUUUUUAUCCCGAUUUAUUACUAAUCCGUUUGAAAUGCAUUCAUGCAUUUCUACAAAUUGGAGCUGUUCAUUUUUUGCGCAUGGGUUAGCAACACUAGUGAUUCUUGUAAAAUACAAAUAUAUUAUAAAAGCAAACGCUACCCAUUUAUUUAUCACUUUAUUAAAAAAUUUUAAACGCUCUUUAUUUUUUGUUUUAUAUUUGUUAUUGAUUUUUGGUUGUUUUUUCCAAUACUGUUCAAUGCUUUCUUUAAACGGGUUAACCUUUUUUAUUUUUUCCAAUAAAUGAAGAUUUUUAAAUUCCUUUGCUUUUAUUGGGUCAUCUGGAAUCGGAUAACAAGUACAUGGAUGUGUCCGAUCUAUACAAUAACAUUCUUCAUCCUUCGAAAAUUUACAAGGGCAAAUACAAUAUAAAGUUAAAGGC
Meloidogyne enterolobii is the source of this 645-nucleotide messenger RNA. NCBI's taxonomy places the organism in Eukaryota, Metazoa, Nematoda, Chromadorea, Rhabditida, Meloidogynidae. The record is from the annotation of a GenBank genome assembly.